UGAAAAUGUAACAUCACUUCUUAAGAGCUUGACUCCAGCUCAACUAUCUAUCUGCAAAACAGACCUGAUGAACAUACUCGAGUUUCUGCAUCUCCUGACAAACAAAGAUGGUGGGAAUUCUGAAUAUCCUUGUCAUUGCCUGUUUGCUGCAAGGUGCCCUGUGUGGAGAGUUUAAGGUCAUAAUACCACAGACUAUAGAGGUUGUUAGUGGAUCCUGUGUGACCAUCCCCUGCUCCUUUGACGUGACAGACCAGUGUGUAUCAAAGCUAGAUAAGACAUGUAAAGCACUAUGGAAAAAAGGUGGAGUUACUGUGUUUGAUAGCAGCCAGACACAAACAACUACAAACAACGGACAACUGACAGGAGACUUGACCAAAAAAGACUGCACCACAACCCUGAACAACAUACAACCUGUUGACAACAACAAAAAAUAUACCUUCAGGCUGGAAUGCAGAGGCCUGAGAUAUGAAUUUUCAGAACAAAUCUCUUUUUCAGUCAGAGCUGAUCCACCCAGACCGACUCUGACUCCGUCCACACUGGAGGUGAAGGAGGGAACCCCAGUGAGUUUGACGUGCUCUGCUCCAGCUCCCUGUCUGUGUCAUCCUCCAAAUCUGACAUGGACCCCCGGCCUGGGUGACAGUCAGGAGACACUGCAGGAGAAUCAGGACAAAACUAAAGUCCAGACCUCUGUUGUCAACUUCACUGCUUCUCACCUCCAUCAUGGAAAGACAAUCUCCUGUACUGCCACCUACAACAAACAAGAUGGCAGCACUGGGUCAGCUGUUAGCACAAGUUUAACAGCUGACAUUUCAUUUGCUCCAGAGAUCCUGCCCUCUUCUAACUGCACCAAAGCUGGAGCCCAGCUUAACUGUUCCUGUGAGACUGUGGGAAACCCUUCUCCCACUUUAAUGUGGUAUUUGGACGGGUCACCUGUCAAUAACUCAGACAAUUUGACCAUCACCUAUGAGCCUCCAAAUGACACGGGCCUGAGGAGCAUCAUCACUGUGAACCAACCACAGAAGAGAGGAUCUUUCCACUUUGCUCUGCCGCACCUCUAACUCUCUGGGAUCUGCUACUCACCACUUUUGUGCCUACUGCCUCAAGCCUCAAUCAUCUGCGGAACGUCAAGAAUGUCCAGGUGGAGUUACGUUUCCAGUCUUCAUCAUCGCUGUUGGUGUUUUAUCAGCAGCGCUAUUCUGUGCUCUUCUGUUUGCUAUCAGAGCUCGGGGGACUGGCUGCCGUACUCCUAAAAAGAGUCAGAGCACAGGUGACACCAGCCCAGCUGUGAUGAGUCAAGGCCUGACAACUGAAAAUGGAAAUAAGGUGUCCUGCACAUCAGAAGAGGAUAUUUAUGCCAACACCAAUAUGAUGAAAAAGUCAGAUAUGCCAAACGCUCAUCUAGCACAUCAACAGGUUGCCAGUAAAAGCUCAGACAAGACGAAUGAGGCAAACAGCGAUGUGGUUUACUCUAGUGUGAUCUGGAAGAGCAAGGAGAAGAAGGGAGAAUGCUCUGGAGGCACGGGCCCGUCUGGUAGCUCAUAUCUGGAAGAGGAGAGGUGCAUGGAGGGAGGCAUGCGCACAAAUUAUGUGAGCAAUGCAGUGGAGAUGGAGAGUCUAUAUGACAACACUAGAAAAGAUGUAAAGGAGGCUGUGUAUAGUGAAUAUGCCCAGGUUCAUUUUAGAGACACAAAUGUGAUGUAAUGCAUGUGCCAUUACUACAGCUGUUUUUACUGCGGCAUUGCUACAUUGUAUUUUAUAUUAUUGGCUAUUAUUUAUUCAGUAGAAGUUUAUCAUGCAGUAGUAUUAUCUUCUCAAUGCAGAUUUAGCCAGUUUAAAGAGUUGUCAGUUAAAGGAACAGUGUGUUAGAUAAAAAAGGGAUUUAGUAGCAUCUAGUGGUGAAGAUUGCACCUUGCAACCAGCUGAAAUUUCUCCUGGUUAUUUAUUUUUAAUUUUAAUUGUUCAGGAGGUUUUUACAAGGAGCCAAAUUAUCCGGAGAGGUCUCUUCCUCUCCAAAACAAUCGGUCCAGGUGAUUUAAAUCGAUUAAAACCCUGACUAAAACAGUUUCAUGUGACAAAUCAGUGUUUCUCCAGCAAUGGGCGGCAUAUUGCAGAUGGGCUGCUCGCCCAGCACCUGCUAAUGUGUGUUCAGUGUCCCCGUUUUUCUCUGAUAACUUAAUGUGUGCUCACCUUAUUUGUGAUCCAGAUGUUCAGGAGGUUUUUACUGUGAAUCGAGUUGUGCACAGAGGUCUCCUCUUGUCCAAUACAAAUGGACCUGGUGAUUUAAACCAGUAAACACAUUGAAUAAAGAAGUUUCAUGUUACAAAUCAGUGUUUCUCUGAUGCUGUUCGGCUCACAAGGGAUUGACCAACUUUUUCUCUGAUAACUAAAGAUCUAUAUGUUCAGGAGGUUUUACCAGGAGCCAAAUUAUCCAGAGGUCUCUUGCUCUCAAAAAACAGUGUGAUUUAAACUGCUCAAAACAUUUAAUAAAAUGCUUUCACAUUAAAAAAAGAUUUGUGUUUUUCCUUUUUCGUCGCAGAAUGACUGCUAACUGCAGUGGCUGACACAAAACUGGGAAUGGCUGCCAUUCCCAGUUUUGAGUCUAUGUAGUUUUCCAUUUUUGUCAAUAUAUCAUCCUAAACUCUGCAGACUGGACCUUUAAACGAAAAUGAAAAUCACUCGCCAAGUAACCUCACCUGACACUCCUUUGAGAGGUUACUGCCUCCACAGAGAGGGAAAGGAAACACAGUUGCCUCAGCAAAGACACCUCUCUGAAGUUACUGACCGACGACGUGGAUAAACAAUCGCCUGCUCAGUGUUGCAACCUAUGAACAGGCUGCCAUCUAGUGUAAGUUACUGAUCAUUUCUUCCUUUGUCAACACACUAGGAAAUGAUCUCACAGGGGGGUCAAACAGGUCUCUGGAUUACUGCAAACUUUGUGCAGUCAGUGCCAGGAGAGGUACAGGAAGGAGACUGGAAGUGAAGAAGCUGCAGACAUAGUGAGAGUUGGCUCAGUCGUCCACAGAUCUGAUUGGAGAAAAAUCACCACAAGUUAUGCAGCUUUUUUUUCUGCGCGGCAUACGCAACCCCGCUUACAGAAACAAUCUGCUACUGCCAAAACCAAAUACAUGAAUUGUAGUAGCUGCAAAAAUAAAGUUUCAAUUCUUGU
This is a messenger RNA of Epinephelus fuscoguttatus (brown-marbled grouper), 3166 nucleotides long. RefSeq names its product myelin-associated glycoprotein-like. The transcript is spliced from 8 exons. NCBI's taxonomy places the organism in Eukaryota, Metazoa, Chordata, Actinopteri, Perciformes, Serranidae. The record is from RefSeq and is a predicted model, not a curated record. Bases 108 to 1058 code for a protein of 316 amino acids.